UUCAAAGACAAAGAGAAUUACCUUCUAGGGCAAAUGUCUUUCUCCAGAAUCCCCAACUUUUUUUUAGCCAUUGUACAAAUUGGGAAAAUGUACACUUUCUGGGUAGAUUCUGCAUAGUGGAGAAAAGGCUUGAGAGGCAUAAACCUGGGCUUUACAAUCACUACCCCUUAAUCCAUCAUCCUUAUUGAUGCAUGUCCCUGGUAACCCAAUCAAAAACCUGGUUCCUCCCACUGUCAUUUCUGCUGCAUUACAGACACAGACCUGCAAACAGCUAUGGUUGUGACUGAGUUUCUUCCCUGACCCCUGAGCCUUUCUCAUGCUACAAGGAAAGCUCUCUGGGAGGAGCAUGAAAUCUGCAAUAAAGCCAGAGGGCAGGGAUGAAAGGGAUCAUUUAAAUGCUGCAACUCAAGAGAUUUACACAGAAGACAGGACAGAAUUCUGAAGAGUCACUCAGAGGAAGAGAACAAUGCCACCACUACCCGUGCCAUACAUACAGCCUUUGUCCUUGUAUUUUGGUUCCUGCGUGAUAAUCAGAGGGAGACCGAACCUCUCUUUUGUCAAUGACCCACAGCUGCAGGUGGAUUUCUGCACUGACACGGAUGGAGACUCAGGAAUAGCCUUCCAUUUCCGAGUGUACUUCGGCCAUUGUGUGGUCAUGAACAGUCGUGAGUGUGAAGUGUGGAAGUGGGAAGAGAAAUCUGACCAUGUGCCUUUUCAGGAUGGCAUGCCAUUUGAGGUGCACAUCUACGUGCGUCACGAUGAGUACCAGGUAACAAUAAAUGGCGAACGCGUUUAUGGCUUUGGCCACCGACUCCCGCCAUCAUCUGUGAAGAUGAUGCGAGUGUGGAGAGAUGUCUCCUUGUCUUCAGUGAGUGUCUACUAUUGAAGGAGAUGAUCACACUCCUCAUUGUUGAGGAAUCCUUCUUUCUACCUAACCAUGGAAUUCCCAGAGCCUGCUAACAGAAUAAUCUCUCAUCACCCCUUCCUCUACACUUGGUCAUUAAAACUGCGCCAAACCUC
Messenger RNA from Cebus imitator (Panamanian white-faced capuchin), 1020 nucleotides. RefSeq names its product galactoside-binding soluble lectin 13-like. Gene Ontology annotation, molecular function: carbohydrate binding. The transcript has 4 exons. The coding region runs from base 467 to 886 and encodes 139 amino acids. The record is from RefSeq and is a predicted model, not a curated record. NCBI's taxonomy places the organism in Eukaryota, Metazoa, Chordata, Mammalia, Primates, Cebidae.